Gilbertella persicaria is the source of this 1189-nucleotide messenger RNA. RefSeq names its product CAP Gly-rich domain-containing protein. The coding region runs from base 122 to 1024 and encodes 300 amino acids. Lineage: Eukaryota; Fungi; Mucoromycota; Mucoromycetes; Mucorales; Choanephoraceae. The record is from RefSeq and is a predicted model, not a curated record. The transcript is spliced from 2 exons.
UGUUCCAUUCGCCCGGGUUUCACAUAUAAAAAAAAAUAUAUAUAUAUUGAAACCCAAUCAUUUCAAAUUAAAUAGAAAGGAUCCAUCAUUUUCUUUUUUCUCUUUUUUCUUUUGUUUACUCAUGUUUCGUAAAGCAAAAAGACUGUCCCAAAGACUCGGUUUAAACAAAGAAAGAUGUACAGGUAGAGACAAGAAGAAAGACGAAUUAAACGACAGCAAGUUGAAUGAAAAACAUUCGCGGCGUAUAUCCCCAUUUGUCAUGACAGCCAAUAAGGCUAGUGCUGUUAGUGAUAUCGAAGAUGAUGAUUCCUUAAGUACAAAAAGCACAGAAAGUGUAGAAUUAAAGCCGAUGUUAAACACGACAAGACCUUCUCUGCCAAAAUGUCAAACUGCACCUAUCUUCAACGCAUCUGAUGAUGCGAUACAGCGUCGAUUGAAUAUGAUGGACACAAACAACCUUGAACUACUUCUUUCAAUGGAAACUCAAGCGAGAAUGGAUGCGCAAGCAGAAAGAGAAGCAGAAAGACAACAACAACAACAACAACAGCAACAACAGCAACAAGAAAGCGUAUUGACACCGCGUCGUCCUACACGUAUCAAGUUUGAAUUGCCUGCUACACCCCCUCGUUCUAGAUCACCAGCUCGAUUAGCUUAUCCAAGAGCUAGACCUAUUCGUUCUUUGCCUGAAGAAAGCCUAACUGCUAAUGCUGCUAGACAUCCAAUCAACAAAACCAGAAGAGCAGGCUGGCGUAACUUAUUUAGUGAUCGAGAUGAAGAUGAAUCUAUACCUAUUCCUAUCACUAUUGGAACUAGAGUUAGAUUGCUGAAAAGACCUUUACCUACUUUUGGUUAUGUUCGAUUUAUUGGAGGUGUGCAUUUUGGUAAAGGAGAAUGGGUCGGUGUUGAACUAGAUCAUGGAGUGGGCAACUGUGAUGGAAGUAUUAAUGGCGAGAGCUAUUUUGAAACGGACCCUAAUCGUGGUACCUUUGUCAAACGUCAUGAUCUAGAAGCUGCAACAGACUAAUAAGAUAUUUAUGCGAAUGAUACCCUUGUCGCUCAUACGAUUACUUUUUUUUUUGUAUAUUAUUUCUAUUAACUACUUUAUACACUUUAAUAUAUCUUUAAUGCACAGUAGUACUUGUUUUUCUUUCUUUUUUUAUUUGCAGUAAUAAAAAAGGUACAUUUUACA